UUCGAAUCCUCCGGUGCUUAAUGUUUUUUUCUUUUUGUCUCUUAUGAUUAAAAAAAUAUUUUUUGCAGGUCAUUAUGAUUUAGAAUAUCGAAUUGUUAUUUGUACAAGAGAAAAUGAUGUUUUUGUUUUACGUAAAAACAAUAAAGGAGAUUGCCAUAUAAAUUCUUUUUAUAUUCGAGAACAUCCUUUUAAUGUUAUUUUUUGUUCUAGUCAGUUUGUCUUUGCCACUCGUCGUCGCCGACUUAUUUUUUACAGUCAAAAAUUUCGUCGACAAAAUUCUAUGCAAUUCGACGAAGAUAUUGUUGAUUUGGAACAUUUUUAUUAUGAACCUAAACAGUUUUUUUAG
Meloidogyne enterolobii is the source of this 346-nucleotide messenger RNA. Lineage: Eukaryota; Metazoa; Nematoda; Chromadorea; Rhabditida; Meloidogynidae. The record is from the annotation of a GenBank genome assembly.